This is a messenger RNA of Patella vulgata (common limpet), 5333 nucleotides long. RefSeq names its product carbohydrate sulfotransferase 1. Lineage: Eukaryota; Metazoa; Mollusca; Gastropoda; Patellidae. Gene Ontology annotation, biological process: sulfur compound metabolic process; N-acetylglucosamine metabolic process. The transcript has 4 exons. The record is from RefSeq and is a predicted model, not a curated record. Bases 212 to 1444 code for a protein of 410 amino acids. Gene Ontology annotation, molecular function: N-acetylglucosamine 6-O-sulfotransferase activity.
UAUCACUAGAUUUCUCACUAAUCCUCUUCCCGGUAAAAGUUGGCAAGGACACAGAUAGAUUUUCUACUUCUGUCUCCAUGUUAACGUUUUAUUAACUUUCAAUGUCAUUCUUUCUGUUGAGUUGAGAUCAGCUGAAACCCUUUAGCGGAAUAUAGGAUAUUAUGUAGUCUCGAUAUUAUUACGUCAUGCGCGCUAGCACUACAUCAAUUUAAUGAUUUUUAGAGUCAAACAAUUUAUGGAGAGGUUGGCUGUUCGUGUCACACGCCCGUGUAUCAACGAUAUGUUUUGGUUCAGAAAAAUUUGGAGAUUAAAAUUAGUGUUAAUUUGUUUUGCUUUACUGACACUGUUUCUCUUCUCAAAAUCAGGUGGAGAUCUAAACACGUCCAAGAAUUUUUUUUUAUCUCGUAGUCUGAUAGAUGAUGGAACUGUUAAAACUACAGUUAAUAAUACAAGCAGGUCAUUAUUUCUCUCCACAAAACCUAGAACUAUGGUUAUAAUUUUAACUUAUAUGCGGAGUGGAUCCUCUUUAACUGGUGAUCUGAUACAGCAAAGUCCCGAUGUUUUCUAUGUCUAUGAACCGUUAUACACUCUGGCUAAAUUAAGGAAGACCGAGACUCAUUUAACGUACUUUAAUAAACCAGAUAAAGAAAAUACUGCCAAAAGAUAUGACCUUAACGCACGGGAACUCAUGGAAUCAAUGUUAACAUGCAACUCUUACGAUAUAGAUAUACAUACGCUCAGGCAAUACCACUACGGUGGUAGCAAAACAACAAAGAAAUAUUUGGAAUGUUUGAAAAUUUCGCAAGGUGUGAUGGGAACUGCGAGUUGCUUGCCCCUGUUUCAAAAUGCAUGCGCCAAUUCUAAAGUGUCAGUGAUGAAAACUAUUCGAAUGAGUGUGAAGUCGUUAAAACCAUUGAUGACCAAGUUCCCUACUCUAAAAGUAGUACAUUUAAUUCGGGAUCCCCGUGGAACACUUCGUUCUCAACAAACGGUCGGCGAAUUCAAAAUAAAAGACGCUAUCAACGCGACGGUUAAAUUUUGCAGUCGCGUUAUUGACGAUUUGAAAGCAUCGACUGAACUUUAUAAAGUUUUCCCUGGAAGAAUUAAAACUGUCCGUUAUGAAGAUAUAGCCGAAGCGCCUAUAAAAGCUACAGACGAGAUCUACAAAUUUAUAGGUUUAAAUAUGACGUCAUCAAUUCGGGACUAUAUAUGGAAUAUAACAUCGGCAGGCCACCCUGAUAACUGUGUAAUUUGUACAACCCGUAAUAGCUCUAUAGCAACCGCGUACAAAUGGCGUCAAAAAUUAAAAUUUGACGUGGUUACAAUGAUAGACAAUGUUUGCUCAACAGUCUACAAUAAACUUGGUUAUCUCCCAUUAAAAAACGUAAACGAUAUGAAAAAUAUGAAAAUAUCGGUUAAGAAACCAAUGAAAUUUACGCCAUAAACGACAUUUACGCCUUUCGUCUUUGUGUUCAGGAUAUCGAAACGGGGCGACCAUUCGUGGCAACAAAUUGGUUAUUCUUUACUUUAAAUUGUCUAAAGCACACUAGUCUAUCCCGAUAAUCAAGCACUCUAGUUUAUUCCGUUAUCAAUCUCGAAAUCGUUUAAGUCGAGGAUCUGGAAUAUCUCCGGGACAAUAUUGUUGAAAUCCAUAGACCUGAGGUGGUUCUAUAAGGUCAUCUUGUUUGGCGUUGAUUUGUCGUCGUCGCUUUGACUUUGUAGCUGUUAUCUGAUAUUCUGUGAAGUUUCAUAAUCUGUUUAUGUCGAACCGAGAUAAUAAUAUAUUAAAAUAGAUGUAGUGACUGAAACAUAAAAAAAAAUUAAUUAAGAAGACAAAGAUGUGUUAAAUAAGAGACAAAUGUUUUAGUUAAGAAGACAAGAUGUUUUAAUUAAGAAGACAGAUGUGUUAAUUAAGACAAAUGUGUUAAUUAAGACAAAUGUGUUAAUUACGAAGACAAAUGCUAUAAGAAGGCUGAAUUGUACUGUCGAGAAAAUUUUCGCCACUUAUAAACCCAGUCAUUGUUCCCAAUACAAUCAUAACCUACGAUAUUUCGAUACCCAAUGUAGCCAAUUCAUUAAGAUUCUUGGGCAACGGUUCUUACGAUGCGUUACAGCUAAAAGACUACUAGCUAGAGGGGAACAAGCAGAGGCAAAUUUCGGACAUUGAUGGCACAUACGCUUUGGAAUAGACAUCUCUUGUAAUCUAUACUAGAAUAAUUUUACAGACAAAUUGCAUCAUAACAGACAUGUAAUCAUUGUCAGUCAACGGCCAUUUGAAUACAUGUACUUUAUUUGCAUAUAGUAACCAGGCUUAAGACUACAAAUUUGAUAAUGUUAGAGAUACAUUAUGUAAGAUUUAGAUAAAGAACUGACCGUUCUUGCUAUAAUAGUUCAAAAAUACAUAAUGCUAAAUGAAUAUAUCGAAAAUUUCAUUUAAAUUACUUUAUUCUGAGCAAAGCUAUAAUAGUCAAAAAAUACAUAAUGCUAAAUGAAUAUAUCGAAAAUUUCAUUUAAAUUACUUUAUUCUGAGCAAAGUUAUCAAUGUUUGUAGUUUUGACAAGAUGUGUGCAUUGAUUGUUUAUUAUCGUAACCACGGUAUUGGUUAUUCGAGUCUUUGCCUCAAAUGUACUUACAAUCCGAUUAUGGCCUUGUCAUGUUAAUAAAUGUCUAAUUAAUAAUUUAUAUAACAUUAAAGGCCCAAAGAAAGGCCUGUAAUAGUCAGGUUUAGCUCCUAAAUAGUAUCUCUUUAAAUAAAAGAAAGUACUCUUUCGUUCGAUAUACUAUGCGGAAGAUGGCAUGAUACCACUGUACAGUAUAUUUGGACAGAAAAUACUGGUAUAUGCAUCAAGGAAAGCAUCGCCAUUUCAUCUCAUUUGUGAUGAUUUACAGAGCCAGACGACAUACAUUUCAUUAAUUUCAUUCCAUAAUGCCAUUGGUAUCUCACACACAGUAGAACAUUUCAGUCACAGGCACUUGCGGCAUUAAAAUUUCUAAUUAUUAUCUUGUCUAGUAUACUACAGUGAUUGGAUAGAGAAACACUUGACAAUUCUCUCGUUGUUUCUCUAGUUAACAUGACCAGGGUUACUCAUUGAGUAAGGCGCUGGGUCACCAACCAAGUGGUUGGCUGUGAAAGUUUCUCACGAUUUUCCGAGGUCCCAUAAACAGAGAAUCCAUGACCGCCGGAAUUCGAUGAAAAGUAGGCGGAAAUGCCGCUCUUUGGGGUUCAUUAGGGCAGAGGGGAGUUGGAUGGCCGAAAAGUUAGCGCGCUUCAUCAUAAGGUCUAUCAUUGAGUCAACUGGCGUGGUUUCGAUUGACCGGUUGUACGUGAUAAGGAGUAGGAUCGUCUUUCCAACAUCGUGGGUUUUCUCCGGGUCCUCCGGUUUCCCCCCACUGCUAAAGACCCUACGCGUAGGCGAAUUAUUGAAAUAAAACUGAACCAUAUGCCCGAAAUGACCUAGUUUGUGUCGAGUGGACGUAAACCACAUUUCUCUCUAUCUCUCUCAUUAGUGCAGAAAAGUACGAUGUUAAUAAAUUAAAUCCCAUUUCAUUUCAUGUCAGUUUUCAUUUUCCCGGGCGGGGGUGGGGGGCAGUGCCUUUCUCCCCAAGACUCUCAUGGUUUAAAUAUGCCGCGUUGUAAGGAAAGUGGCUGUAGUGAAGAGGGUAUGUACAAUCAGUGCUAAUAACCCAUCGAAGAUCUUUGGGAUUUAAACAUAUAUUUUAAGUUUCAUCAAAAACGGAUAAACUUGUGACCUGUAGAGUGUCCACAAACAAAUGUGAACGGACGUCUUUCGAACGGACAUUGGCGACUGCAUAAUACCCCCUUAUGAAAUAUAUCACAGUAUAUCGUUUUAAAGAUUAGUCCCUAUAAGGCAAAACAACUGUCUAUGUAAGUAUCAAACAUGAUAUCACAGACUGUGUAGGAUCAAGUAUUGGGAAUACUAAAUGCGUAGAAUUAUAUGCAUAGAGUACCUAAAGCAGUGGACACAUUAGCCGAAUCGUUCGGCCGAAUCAAUGGGCGCCGAAUUUUAUUCGGCCGAAUGGGUGGACACACUAGCCGAAUGCUUCGCCCGAUUUAGCCUGCCGAUUGCAUCACCUUUCACGUCACAUGAUUAAACAUGACGGCGUCUAUGUCUUCAAUCUAGCAUGUGACUUCUCGAUAUGAGUGGUGAUUGGCUAAUGAAUUCUAUAUUCGGCCGAAUGCUUCGGCGAAGCGGACACACCAGGCGAAUAUAAUUCGCCCGAAUAAAUAUUCGGCCGAAUAUAUCAAACCUGUUUGAUUCGGGCGAAUCAUUCGGCCGAAUAGAAAUUCGGCCGAAUGACAGUGGACACACUAGGCGAAUUUCGACGCCGAUUGAUUCGGCCGAAUCAUUCGGCUAGUGUGUCCACCGCUUAAUGAGUACGUUAACCACCAUCAGAUAAGUACUUAUAAGGGUUCGUCUCUCUGGUUUACUUUCCAAGCAUCAUCGUCAAAAACAACCAGAACACCUGGUUAUAACUAUAGUCACUCCUGGUGUCAUCUGUAUUGUCCGCCUCUCGUUCCACUUCCGGUAUGGCAGGGAGUAAAGUUCCUAUUAAUUCUGACACCCGUUGUUCAGACCAAUUCAUGGGAGUCCAGAGUCAGCACUACGCCAAAUAAUGUCAAUGGAGUGUGCCAUUUGUUUUUACUCUUUGCACAAGGUGAGACACCACCUUUAAUACUUGUCCAAUGAUAACGUAUAAAAAUGUGGUAAAGGGGCAUUAUGUAAGAUUAGAUAAAGAGCUGACAGUUCUCACUAUAAUAGUUAAAAAUAGAUAAUGACAAGGGAAUAUGUUGAAAAUUUCAGUCAAAUUACUUCACUCUGGGCCGAGUUAUCGCCCAUAUACAGUUAUUGUGUAGUCUUGAUUAUCAUCCCUACCCUUGUUACGAUUAUCCAGUUUUACGUUAAAUCAUCAACCGCAAAUCGUAUUUAAAUCUAUUGAAAAUCUAGACUAUCCGAUGGAGCCGUGAGUUAAUCAUGGUCUUGGUAAGUUACUUAUUAGGCACAAAGAAAGACCUGCAAUAGGCAGAUUUAGCUCUUGCAUAAUGUAUGUUUAAUCUGUCACUUGAAUAAUAGUAAAAGAAGGUGUCCAUACAUAAAUUGUCAAUGAAUGCUCCAAUAUUUGUAACCUUUGUUCGACAAAAGUUUAGGAUUGGUAAACAUGUAUAAACAUAGUGUAUAUAUAAAACAAGGAAGUACUUUAUCUAUUUUAAUCUGUAUGUAUAAAACUAUUACUGAUGUUUAAUUAUGUAUGUAUAUUAUAACAUCUGAAGACUUAUGCUUUGAUGUCUAUCAGAAUAAAGAAGUAAAAGUGGU